Molecule: messenger RNA, 1082 nt
Organism: Elaeis guineensis (African oil palm)
Lineage: Eukaryota; Viridiplantae; Streptophyta; Magnoliopsida; Arecales; Arecaceae
Product: allene oxide cyclase, chloroplastic
Biological process (GO): jasmonic acid biosynthetic process
Molecular function (GO): allene-oxide cyclase activity
Source: RefSeq, a predicted model, not a curated record
GUGCCAAAAGUAGACCCGCUUCUGCCUUGUGUUCUCCCCUCGUCCUUGACUAGAUUCCACACCGCUUAUUCCAGAUCUGUUCUACUUGUGCCCCGCGAGUUCUGUGACCUCGCCUCACCUUUUAUACAAGAUCUCUCUCUUUUGCUUUCCACCCUGGAAUCAGCGUCCUCCCAUCCUCCAUGGCCUCCCUCAGAGCUCCUUCUCUCUCCCUCAACAUCCCAACCUCUGGCAAAACCCUCUCUCCCCUCCCACAAACCAGAUCUCUAAGAUCUCUCCACUUGUCCAUCCCGAAAUCCAACAGACCCCCAAAACUAACCGCUAUCCCCCGCCGUCAUAGCAUCACCGCCUCCUUCUUCUCUAACAAAGAGGACACAACUUCCUAUUCGCGAUCAACUAAGGUUCAGGAGCUGUACGUGUACGAAAUCAACGAAAGGGACCGCAACAGCCCGGCCUACCUCAGCUUGAGCCAGAAGGAAGUCAAUUCCCUCGGCGAUCUCGUCCCCUUCAGCAACAAGGUUUACCACGGUAAUUUGGAGAAGAGGCUGGGGAUAACGGCGGGGAUCUGCAUCCUGAUCCAGCACGUCCCGGAACGUAACGGGGACCGAUACGAGGCGAUAUAUAGCUUCUAUUUUGGGGACUACGGGCACAUAUCGGUCCAGGGAGGGUAUCUGACCUACGAAGACACGUACUUGUCCAUCACGGGCGGAUCGGGGGUUUUCACUGGGGUUUACGGCAAGGUUAAGCUCCACCAGAUCGUAUUCCCGUUCAAGUUAUUCUAUACUUUUUAUCUCGAGGGGAUACCGGAUAUUCCCAAAGAGCUUCUCGGGAAGCCGGUGCCGCCGUCGCCGGCCGUCGAGCCCACGCCCGCUGCCCAGGCCGCGGAGCCCCACGCGGCCGUCAAGAAUUACACCAAUUAGUUAGUGGCUGGAUGGCAUGUCACGCUUCUUAGCAGUCUUGUUAGAUACCGGAAGGGUUGGUUAUAAUGUUUUGUCUGAUGUUAUUCUUAUCCAUCCGGCUGGUGAAUCAGUGUAGUUUUUGGAUUAUUAUAGAGCGUUUCUAAGAAAUCUUCUUUGAUUCCACCU